Harpia harpyja (harpy eagle) is the source of this 792-nucleotide messenger RNA. It is a transcript of the gene PIP4P1, whose product is annotated as phosphatidylinositol-4,5-bisphosphate 4-phosphatase 1. Gene Ontology annotation, cellular component: lysosomal membrane; late endosome membrane; phagocytic vesicle membrane. Lineage: Eukaryota; Metazoa; Chordata; Aves; Accipitriformes; Accipitridae. The record is from RefSeq and is a predicted model, not a curated record. Gene Ontology annotation, molecular function: phosphatidylinositol-4,5-bisphosphate 4-phosphatase activity. Gene Ontology annotation, biological process: phosphatidylinositol dephosphorylation.
AUGGCGGACGGGGAGCGCUCGCCGCUGCUGCCGGCCGAGGCGGGGCCGGGGAGAGGUGGGGCCUGCGCCGCGGGGGCGGGCCCUCCGGCGGUGUUGCCGGGGGAAGCCCCGCCCCCUUACUCCCCAUUGGGCAGCCCGGAGGGGGGGGCGGGGCCGGCGGUCACGUGCCGCGUCUGCCAGCGGCCAAUCAGCGUCGAGGGGAAAACCCACCAGCACGUGGUGAAGUGCGGGGGCUGCGGGGAGGCCACGCCAAUCCGCACGGCCCCCGGGGGGAAGAAGUACGUGCGCUGCCCCUGCAACUGCCUCCUGGUCUGCAAGGCCUCGUCCCAGCGCAUCGCCUGCCCUCGGCCUUACUGUAAGCGCAUCAUCAACCUGGGCCCCGUCCAGGCGGGGGCCCCCAGCCCCGACCCCCCCCCCGGGGGCGUCCGUGUGGCCUGCGGGCACUGCGGGGGGCCCUUCCUGUGGGCGGAGUUUACCGACCGCACCCUGGCCCGCUGCCCCCACUGCCGCAAGGUGUCCGCCAUUGGCCGCCGGUUCCCGCGGCGACGCUGCCUCUGCUGCCUCCUGCUGGCGCUGCUGAUGGCCGGGGCGGCGGCCGGGCUGGCGGUGGGGACGUGGGGCCCCGCCCGCCGGUUCCGCUCCCUCCACGCCGGUUGGGCCCUGCUGGGGGCGGGGGCGGGGGCGUGUCUGCUGCGGGCGGCCUAUUGGGGCUGCGUCCGCGUCAGCCAGCCCCUCCCCCCCCGCGCCUGACCCCGCCCCCGCGCCCCACCCCUCUCCACGGGAGAGGAGACC